UUGCGGUAUCAGAUAACUCUUCGUUGCUUACGCCAUCAAUAUUUUACUUGUAACCUCAACGCACCAGUCGCAAUUUUCAAAAAUUCUUCUCCCGUCCAACAAUACAAUAUUUCAGUGUUCCAAGAUAUACACGUAAUGAUCUUCAUCGGUUUUGGCUUCUUAAUGGUAUUCCUAAGACGUUAUGGAUUCUCUGCUGUCUCAAUUAACCUGCUUCUCGCAUGUGUCGUCAUUCAGUGGAGUAUACUCAUAAAUGGAUUCUGGUCUGAAGAGUUUGCUGCAACCGGACAAUUCACGAUUUCGAUUACUGAGAUAAUUGGUGGUGAUUUCGCGGCAGCAACGAUUUUGAUCACAAUGGGUGCCACCUUAGGUAAGCUUUCACCAUCGCAAUAUGUGGUGAUGGCACUGAUCGAGGUACCUGUCGCACUCACCAUCGAACAUAUCGUUAUUCAUAAAAUCGAGGUACUUCCUAAUAAUCAUUUUAUUCCAGCUGCAAUUGCACAUCACCAAUCUAUACGUCACUCAUGCGAUAUAUUUGUUGAUUACUUUGACAGUAGAACUUCAUGA
Messenger RNA from Anisakis simplex (herring worm), 564 nucleotides. The record is from the annotation of a GenBank genome assembly. Lineage: Eukaryota; Metazoa; Nematoda; Chromadorea; Rhabditida; Anisakidae.